Messenger RNA from Poecile atricapillus (Black-capped chickadee), 4055 nucleotides. It is a transcript of the gene PHF19, whose product is annotated as PHD finger protein 19. The transcript is spliced from 16 exons. Bases 875 to 3070 code for a protein of 731 amino acids. NCBI's taxonomy places the organism in Eukaryota, Metazoa, Chordata, Aves, Passeriformes, Paridae. The record is from RefSeq and is a predicted model, not a curated record. Gene Ontology annotation, biological process: chromatin organization; regulation of DNA-templated transcription. Gene Ontology annotation, molecular function: chromatin binding; DNA binding. Gene Ontology annotation, cellular component: nucleus.
AAAUAUAAGAUACAUCGCAAAUUCUGUGUGGUUUUUUAAAUUUAUUUUUGUUUGAGACUUUUGUCCCAGCGCAAUGUUCCCGUGCUCUCUGUGCGUGAGGAAGGGUUUCAGUCAGGUUCUCCCUGCCUACACCCCCGGUGAACUCGAUCCAGCGUUUGAUUUCCGUGUCACACCAUCCGCAUUCCUGCGGCGAGCAACCAGCACGCUGCAAACAUCCACCCCGGGGGCCGGGAGGAGGGUGGCGCUGCCCGGUCCCCUCGGGGACAGGCUGGGACAGGAGCGCUGGCCCGGGAGCGCAGCAAUCCCCGGCAUCCCGGGCAAACGCAGCAGCCCCAGGGCACGGAGCGGGGCUUUCUCCGAGGGUUUUAGGCAGGGUUAUUUUAGUCCUGAGCUGACUCACACUUAUCCCGGUGUGACUCACGGGGGGCCCGGGGCCCGUUAGGGAUGUGGCUCGGCACGGCACACUUGGCACUCUUGGCACUCUUGGCACUCUUGGCAGUCUUGGCACUCGCGGCUUUCCCCACUCAGCCCCGCACAGGGAGCGGCCGUGCUGGACCCGAGGCUCUGGGAAUCGCCUUUCCCGUCCCCUCCGCAGGUGCAGCAUCACCGGGAGCGCCCUGGCACCAAUUUUUAUGGGAAAGUUUGAUUAAAUAAAAGAUUCCCAAGGGUCGGAUGUUGAAAGGGAGGCUCAGCCCGUGCCGUGCCGCUCACCCCUGGCUCCCGGGAGCUGCUCACUCGCAGCUCAAGCUUUGUUGCACUCAUGCUGUGAGCCCCAGCUCCUGGUCCUGCAGGAGAUCAUCCACCACGGACAGAAAAAGUCGUGCGGACUCUGCUCGCGCUUGGCCCGGACCCGGCGCUGGGAAUCAGCUCUCCUAUGGCCCGAGCAGCCUGGAAAACUUUGCUUUUUCAGGAUCGCUUUCCAACAAACAGCAAAUCCUACAGAUUUCUUCUUGGCACCGAGCGAAGCAUUUUUACAGCGAUUGGUUUUCUCUGUGAGAUUCAGAGAAAGGCUGAAAGGCUGCUCCCGCUUCCAGGAAUCCCGGCGAGCACAGGUCGUUCCCUGUCGGGACAAUGCUGCGCAGGCACUGCCCGCAUCCCCCCCCUGCCCGCCCCCAGCCCGGGGGAAGCCCUUUCCUGCCUGCAGCCGCGGCUCGGAGGGGGACAGGAGGGGAGGUCCCGUGUGUGGCAGAGGGUGACGGUGCCUCUCCACGGGCGGUGGGCUCCGCUGAUGGAGAGCACCGAGCUGAACCCCCUGAUCCGGGACGUGUACGCGGCCCCCGGCCGUGUCCCGCAGGGCUCGGCACGCCGGGGCAGCGGCUGCCGGGAGCUGAUGGUCAGGCUGACCGAGGGGCAGUACGUGCUGUGCCGCUGGACAGACGGGCUCUACUACCUCGGCAAGAUCAAGAGGGUGAGCGGCUCCAAACAGAGCUGCCUCGUCACGUUUGAGGAUAACUCCAAGUACUGGGUCCUCUGGAAGGACAUCCAGCAUGCCGGUGUCCCGGGGGAGGAGCCCAAGUGCAGCAUCUGCCUGGGGAAGAAGUCGGGCCCCAGGAACGAAAUCCUCAUCUGCGGGAAGUGCGGGCUGGGUUAUCACCAGCAGUGCCACAUCCCGGUGGCGAGCGGCGCCGAGGGCCCGCUGGGGACGCCGUGGUUCUGCCGCCGCUGCAUUUUCGCCCUGGCCGUGCGGAAAGGGGGUGCCCUGAAGAAAGGAGCCAUUGCCAGGACGCUGCAAGCCGUGAAGAUGGUGCUGUCCUACAACCCCGAGCUGCUGGAGUGGGACUCCCCACACCGAACCAACCAGCAGCAGUGCUACUGCUACUGCGGGGGCCCCGGAGAGUGGUACCUGAAGAUGCUGCAGUGCUACCGCUGCCGGCAGUGGUUCCACGAAGCCUGCACCCAGUGCCUCAGUGACCCCAUGAUGUUCGGAGACCGGUUCUAUGUGUUUUUCUGCUCUGUAUGCAACCAGGGACCAGAAUACAUCAAGCGCCUGCCCUUGAGAUGGGUGGACAUCGUCCAUCUCGCCCUUUACAACCUGGGUGUGCAGAGCAAGAAGAAGUACUUUGACUUUGAGGAGAUCUUGGCCUUUGUGAACCACCACUGGGACCCUCUGCAGCUCGGGAAGCUCACGGGCACCCCCAUCUCGGAGCGCGGCCCCCACCUCCUCAACGCCCUCAACAGCUACAAAAGCAGGUUUCUGUGUGGGAAGGAGAUAAAGAAGAAGAAAUGCAUCUUCCGCCUGCGGAUCCGCGUCCCCCCGAAUCCCCCCAGCAAAGUGCUGCCGGAGAAAGCCCCCGGCGAGGGCGAGAGCAGCUCCUGUGAGCUGAAGAAGAGGGGGAAAAGCAAAUACGCCCAUAAGGACAGCCUCCUGCCGCGGCAGCUCCAGCAGCAGAAGCGGCGAGCGCGGCGCAAGAGGGCCAAGUUCCUGCUGGAGGAUGCCAUUCCCAGCAGCGACUUCACCUCGGCCUGGAGCACCAACCACCACCUGGCCAGCAUCUUCGACUUCACACUGGAUGAGAUCCAGAGCCUGAAAAGUGCCAGCUCGGGACAGACCUUCCUAUCGGACGUGGACUCCACAGAUGCCACCAGCACCUCGGGCUCGGCCACCACGAGCCUCUCCCACGAGUCCAGCCGCAGGACCGUGGGCAGCCGCAAGCGCAAACUGGCGGUGCCAGCCUACGCCUCGGGGGCCAAGAGGAGAGGGGGAGAGCUGGGGGGGCGCCCGGCCACGGCCACCCCCGAGGGCAGCGAGGCAGCGGCCGGCCCCGACCGCCCCGACGACGGCAUCGACAGCCACACCUUCGAGAGCAUCAGCGAGGACGAUUCCUCGCUGUCCCACCUCAAGUCCUCCAUCAGCAGCUACUUCGGGGCCGCGGGCCGGCUGGUGUGCGGGGAGAAGUACCAGGAGGAAAAUGCCCCAAAACCAGCCCACAUGUGGCUGUUGCAGCCGUGGGGCAGAUGUGCUCUCACCCCACGACCUGGACUGUGUGUGGUGCUGCACCAGCUUCAUUUCCCUGUUCUGACAAUCAUGAUCUUGGAAGAGAUCAUCCAAAAAAAUCCUCCUUUGCCUUAAAACCACCAUGGGCACUUCACAGACUGGAGCCCAAGGCCUUUGUUUCUACAGGAAUCUUCAUCCCAAAUGUGCCAAACCAGCAGACAAACCAAAAAAGGCUGAAGAGGACAGUGGGGGCAGGGGGAAGGGGCUGUACCAGGGUCCCUGUGGCCAUCCCUGUGACCUCCUGGCUGUGCCUCUCUCGUAGUGCUGAUGUUUGUGAGCAUUGGGCUUGAUUUGUCUGCAGGAGAGAAGGAGCAGCCCCCUCCUUUAACAAAGCAAUACUGCCAGCUUGGGCAGGAGCAGAGCAAUUGGCUUUUAAAAAGAUUCCAAUAUCAGAUAGAUGUGUUAGAUUUAUUUUCCUUUAGAGAGAGAGAGAAAGAGAGAGAUUUUUAAUGUCCUCCUCAUCUCUCCCCAUCCCACUGUGGCUGUCCCAUGGGAUGGAGGGUGGGGUCCUGUCCAGCAGCCCAUCCUGUCCUGUCCUACCUGUGCUUGUGGGAUCUCAGCUCAUCUGGAGCAGAGUGUCCCUGUCCUUUUGGGACAGGUGCUGCCAGGUCCCCCCAUCCCUGGCAGGGAGGCAUCCAGCAGCUGGAGAACUCCCUGUCCUGCCUUAGCUUUGUCCUUGAAGGAUCACUUCAAAUAUUUCCCUUUUUAGUGCCUAAGGAGCCCUUCCAAGGGGCUGCCAAGAGCUGUGCCAGGGCUGAGCAGGGUUAUGCCUGUGGGAUGUGCCAAUGGACACCACACUCGUGGAAGCACCCACAGGAUGUGGCCCUGGCUCCUCUCUGCUCCCUCUCCUCCUCUCCUGGCUUGCAGAGAAUUGAAUGUGGAGCCUUUAAAAGUAUUUUUGUUGCAGAGUAUAUUUUGCAUUCGCUGUAAUAGAGAUUAUAACAACUCUGUGCACCUUCUGAUUUCUGAGUUCAGGUUGCUGCUUGUAAGCAAGUCUCCUUUAUACCCAAGUUGUAAUUAAUGUGUCUGAUGUACAAUUAAAAAGAGGGGUUUUUUUCAA